Molecule: messenger RNA, 958 nt
Organism: Vitis vinifera (wine grape)
Lineage: Eukaryota; Viridiplantae; Streptophyta; Magnoliopsida; Vitales; Vitaceae
Exons: 7
Coding region: 102-683 (193 amino acids)
Biological process (GO): transcription initiation at RNA polymerase III promoter; DNA-templated transcription
Cellular component (GO): RNA polymerase III complex
Source: RefSeq, a predicted model, not a curated record
GUAUUGAAAUAGUUUUCCUUUUUUUCGAACUGAGCUCUCCCUUUUUCUCUCCGACCAUCGUUCGUUUCAGGCUCUCCUCUCGCUGUCGACGAAUCGUUUAGAUGUUCUACCUUAGCUUAAUUGAGCACACACUGCGUUUGCCGCCUCAUCUUCUGGACCUUCCUCUCAAUGAAGCCAUCAAAGGAGAGCUUGAAAGUCUCUUCUUAGAUAAGGUUAUUGCGAAUUUGGGGCUGUGUAUAUCAGUUUAUGAUAUCAGAUCCAUUGAUGGUGGUUUCGUCUUUCCUGGGGAUGGUGCUUCAACCUAUACGGUGGAGUUCAGACUGGUUAUGUUCCGUCCAUUUGUCGGGGAGAUUAUCACUGCAAAACUUAAAGAAUCCGAUGCCAAUGGCUUACGAUUAUCUCUUGGAUUCUUUGAUGACAUCUACAUUCCCGUCCAUCUUAUGCCAAAUCCAUGCCAUUGUGAGCCCAACCCAGAAAAGAAGGGUCAAGUCAUAUGGAUAUGGGAUUAUCAAGAACAAAAAUUUCCUAUAGAUGGGAUAGAUGAGAUAAGGUUUCAAGUUCAGAGUGUAAGUUAUCCUCCAAUUCCAGUUGAGCAACCAAAAGAAUCAAAGCCAUUUGCCCCUAUGGUGAUUAUGGUAAGUUCAUCCUUUGAACUUCUCAUUUUCAAGGUAUUUCAUCUCUAGAAGUAGGGUCACCUCAAGCUUUCUUUCCUUUGGAAGCUGUGGUAUAAUUUUAAGGGCCAACGCAGAGUGAUAUUGCUACUCCUAUAGAAUUUGUUUUCACUUGUAAGAGUUUCUUGGUGCCAUCUGAUGGAGUGUGCCCAAAACUAGUUAUGUUAUAUUGUUUUAUGGUUCUUCUUUUAGUUCGCUACCACUCGGCAGAAUUCACAUGAGAACAAUGAAAUAAUAUUGCCAUCAUAAGGUCUAGCAAAAUAAAGUAAAUUGAAGAUCUCCUUGAA